AUGACCAACAUUCAAUCAGAAGUGUCGUCGCUCAAGGUCAGAGCCGACUCGGCAGAAACCAAAUUGAAAGAAAUGGAUACAGGUUUACAAUUUGCAAAUGCCGAAGUUGAGGAUCUCAAAACACAAAGCAAGAAUAAUCAACAAAGUAUCGUAUCCCUAAAAGAGCGUCUUCUCUAUCAGGAGGUCUACAACCGCAGAGAGAAUUUACGAUUUUUUGGCCUUCCUGAAAGUACAGAGUCGACAAUUGAAGACUCAAGCGAAGUGUUGUACCGUUUCUUGGAAAGAGAUCUUGAUAUCGAAGGGGCUCGUAAUAUUGAGUUUCAGAGAGUUCAUCGCCUCGGAAGGAAAAAAGAAGGCGCCUCGCGCCCCAUCAUCGCACGUUUCCUUAGAUAUCCUGAUCGGGAACGGGUCUUUAAAGCUGCUUUGGAAGCACAGGAUGAGAUUGAUGUUAAAGUGUAUGCAGAUCUACCUAAGGAGAUACAAGAAAAUCGGAAGAACCAAUGGCCACGAUUAAAGCGCGCAAGAGAGGAGGGUAAAACUGCCUACUUUAGUAGAAAAGAGCCGGACAAAUUAUUUAUUGAGGGACGUUUCGUUGCUUCAUAAUAUUUUUUUUUUUCGGUGGGUCAUAAUUUAAUAUUAAACUUUAUUUAGUUUCAUAGCGCGGGAGCACUUUUUGCAUAUUCAAUUAGUGGUACCAAAUCCCAUAGGCUGCGUGUUAGAUAAUAUGUGACCCUCCACAGGACUUUAAUGCUAAAGGUGAAAGCACGCGCACGACACGCUUUCACUUUAAAACAAAGAAUUUAUUUUAACACGCUUUAGCACGCUUGCAAUCUUGCCUCAUUAGCAAUUUCUUUUGUUUCAGAGGACACGCUUGAGACAAUUAAGCGUGAGCAAGUCGAACAAAAGAGCGUGUUAAAGUUUUCAAACAAAAGCUCCGUGCGAAAAAGCACAACACGCUUUCAGUGUGCGCAAAAGCACGCAAGGCGUGUUAUCUAUAAGCUAAAUAAAUUUCCUCUACAAAAAGGAACCGUAAAUGAUUAUGAACGGCACCCUUUUUUGGUAACUAUCGAGAAAGAAAAAGUUAUACCUCAGCGAUCGCAGCGAUAGUAUCUGAUUGAAAAAAACGUCGCUUGAAAAGUAUAAACAGUGAACGGUGUGACCUACUGGAUUUAUGGGUAGAACUAUAUUAGCAUUGCAAAAUCAAAGUUCUUUCCAAUUUAGCUUCCAAUUGAAAGUUUUAGGAAAGUGAGAAUUUUAUCGUAUUUUCGGUUCCGAAAAUUUUAGGAUUCCUUAAUUCUCUACGAAAAAUAGCUUAACUGGGGAAUGAAAAGGAAAAAAUUAGACUUCAGAAAAUCGUAAGGAAUUUAUUAGAUAACCUUCGAAAAUUGUACAUGCAUGGAACGGUCAUCUAGAAAUGUUUAGCCUUCCUCAACCUAUAGAAAAUUCUAGGCAGUUUUUGUUUCUCCGAUUUAAUUACCUUCGUUCGUCUCAGCAUGGCUUAAAGAAAUGUAUUAAACUAAUUUAUUCAACUUCAUUUCUCUGCGCAUUACUGCCAAUAAAAUUUUCCGGUGGCAUAACUAUAAUUUUCAGGCGACAUAACUUCAGUGCCUCGCAUGCGAUAGCAGGCCUCUUUGCGAUUCCGGUCAACAGCCGACAGCCGGAGGAAUUGGUUUACACUGAUCUCGCGUUAAUUCCAGGCUAGACCACCAUUAAGCCGUGAUUUUCAAAUGGCCACGGUUACUAUCAAAUUCCAAAACAGUCUCAAUUGGUAUAUUUGAUUCACUUCGACCAGUUAUCAAUGCUGAUUAAACCCGCUGAAAACCCAGGCCAUUUUUAUCAUCUUAGCGGUUUUAGUAAUCAAACGUGUUCAGCGUGUCUUACCCCAAUUGCACGCUAACCGUGCUAUAAUUCGCACACUUACCGUGACAUAUGGCACGCUACAAAAAAACAAAAGGUCUAGCGUGUUAAAUUUGCCAAAACAAAGGCAAGUGUGUCCGUCUUUGCUUUUUCAAUUUAAUAUGCGCAUAUCCGUGAUCUACGGCACGCUAAGCGUGUCGUGCAAGCGUGUCGUGCGCGUGCUUUCACCUUUAGCAUCAAAUUCCCGUGGAGGGUCACAUAUUAUCGGCAGCCAUUAUAUCCUAUUGUUGUUUGUGUUAAAUGUUUUGUGUUUUUUGACAGUACGCUGUGCUAUUAUUCCUUUCGUUGUUAAUUUAUGUAUUUCUUGUGUACCAGUUGUCAUCUCAAGAUUAGGCAAUAACGUUACGAGAGGAAGGAUUAUACUGAUUUUAAAUUAUUAUCCUUGAAUGUUCGAGGGAUUCGCUCCGCUACGAAGAGAAAAGCCCUUUUUAUGUGGUUAAAAGAACAGAAAUCGGAUUUUAUUUUUUACAAGAAACCUACAGUAGAGCAGAAGUUGAAGAUAUCUGGAGAACACAAUGGCAGGGUAAGCUUUUCUUUUCACAUGGUACUUGUCAUGGCUGUGGGGUAAUGGUUCUGGUUAGAGGUGAUUUAGAUUUCAAUUUGAUAUCGAUUAGGACGGACGAUGAAGGUCGCUAUAUUGUAUUAGAAGCUGAAGUGCAAGGAGCAAAUUUCUUAUUGGUAAACAUUUAUGUUCCUAACAAAGUUCAGGAACAGUGCCGUUUUAUUGAAAAUCUGAAUUCGACAAUCGAUGAUGUUAUUAAAGAUAAUGAACCUAAGCUUGUUGUGGGUGGGGACUUUAAUGUUACGCUGGAGUCAGAUCUGGACUGCUCGGGUGGAAAUCCAGCUCAAAAGGCUUCAGUUAAAAGUAUUCAGGAUUUGUGUCUUGAUUUUGAUCUGGUCGACAUCUGGAGAAUUCGGAAUCCUACCACUCGACGUUUUACGUGGAGGCAAAGAAACCCAUUUAUUCAAAGAAGGCUAGACUUCUGGCUAAUAAGUGAUGUCUGUCAAGAAGACAUUGAAGGAACCGAUAUUAUUCCGUCAAUAAAUUCUGAUCAUUCUGCGAUCAUUCUUCACUUCAACAAUAUAGACCGGCAAAAACAUGGCCCUUCAUUCUGGAAAUUUAACGCUAGUCCACUUAAUGAUGAAAAUUUUGUACUUUUAAUCAACCAAAGUGUUCCGCUUUGGCUAGAUGAGUUUAAAGAGGUAAUCGACAAAAGAGUAUUAUGGGAUUUGAUUAAGUACAGGAUAAGACAGGUAACGAUAAAUUAUAGCAAGGAAAAAGCUCGACAAAGAAGGCAAAAGAUAUCUGAUAUUGAAAACUCUCGCAAAGUCUUGGAGGAAUAGUGCGGUAAUAACCCUACUACCGAGAAUAUCGAACAACUUGAAAUUUUGAAAUUGGAACAUGAAAAUAUUUAUGAGGAAUUUUCAAAGGGAGCAAUCAUUCGGUCGAAGGCAACUUGGUAUGAAAAGGGAGAGAAAAGUAACAAAUAUUUCCUCAAUCUAGAAUCUCAUCGGAAGGCUAAAAGUUCAGUUCGUAAGGUUUUUAGCGAAGAAGAAUUGUUAGUCACUGACCCUAAAAGGAUUUUGGGGGUUAUUGAAGGCUUUUAUUCUGGUCUGUAUAAGAAGGACGAUCUAGAACCCUCUGAAAAUCUGAUGAAUACCUCGUCUCUCUGUUGACGAUUCUCAAGUGUGUGAAGGGAAGUUAACAAUUGAAGAAUGUGUGAAGAGCCUCAAUUCUUUUGAACCCACUAAAUCUCCAGGCAACGACGGGUUAACAGUUGAAUUUUACAAAUUUUUUUGGAACAUAGUUGGGGAAUUACUGGUAGCCGGCCUCAACUACUCUUACGACGUCGGAGAAUUAUCAAACUCACAAAAGACAGCAAUUAUAAUAUUAUUGGAAAAAAAAGAUAAGGAUAAAAGAUACAUAUCUAACUGGAGACCAAUAUCUCUGAUCAAUGUCGAUGUUAAAAUAGGAUCGAAGGCGAUCGCUAAAAGACUGGAACGUGUCCUGGGCCCGGUUGCAUAAAACGCCCGUAACAGUUACGGGUAUACGUACGUGUACUCGUAACUUAAAUGAGUUGCAUUAAAUCACUUACGUGGUCCACUUAGGGAUUUCACUUAAGUGACUGCACUUACGAUUUUCGUAAGUAUCCACUUAAGUGUCAUUUAUACAACAGAAAUUGCGGGUGUUGCAUAAAACUUUUUUUACGGGAAAAAUGGCAAGUAAAUUUACGGGACCUAUGUAGGUCCCGUAUCCUUAUUGUUUCUACUAAAGUUAACGAGAUCUUUCACUGAGAAGUGAAAAAAAAGUUUUUCAUUUAAGGGACUGUGCAAUAAUUAUCAGGAGGGGGGGCUGAAAAACUGGAGGGGGGGCAUUACAUAAAAUUUCUGCCAAGAUAGGGGGCUCAAGUAAAAUCACUCAUUUGACGGAGGGGGGCUAAAAUAAGAGUGUGUCCAUGAGAAAAAGGCAGAACCAGGCUCAUUUUCGAAACGGCACAAAUGUUAGGGGGGCUUAGCUUAUGUGACAGAAUUUCACAUGUUGCAAACGUCCGACAUCUUUGACAUUAAAUGGAGCCCGCAUUUUUAAGCAGCGGUCGCCACCAUACGGAAACAUUGUAUCGGGAGUCAGGAACCAGGAGCCAGGAUCCAGGAGCCAGAGUUCAGUGAACAAAAUGACUUUCCGACAUUCUCUGAGAUUAUUUUAUUGUUAUUGUAUGCUGAUAAAUAAUUUAGAAUUCCAAAUCUUUUGGCAACUUUAUUGAGACCAUGAUUAUAAAUGAUCCCAUGUCUUCUCCAACUCGGAGAUAGAAGUCGUUUUGUCUUCGUGUUUUGGAAAGAACUAUUUUUUUCUAUUUUAGUUGCACGUGAAAUAGCAGCGAAGUGAAGCCGGAUGUUGGUGCAGGCCAGUUCAAAGAGACAAAUAAAGCGUGAGACACGUCCAGAUUGGCUUGCGACAAGAAUUCCAUUUCUUUUUUUUUCAUACUGGAGUCCCUUCUCCCCGGAGAAGUGUCCAAAUUGCGUACAAAUGCCCUACUUAAGUUUUAAAAAUGUAAAACUGCAGGAGGUCUUUAACGAGGAAAAGUGCGGACAAAUUAAACAAGGAACGCAGAGAUCAGACCAUUGCAUCAUGGAAAAUUCUCAAUCAGACUGUCAUCGUAAAAGUGGUCAAAGAGAUUCUAAAUACAGGCAUCAUGAUAGACUGUAACAAAUAUCAACACGAACAGCUGUUAAACGAUUAUUGAAAAUAUUCCAUCAAAAUGAAAAGCAAAUUCACAACUGAUCAAUUUUAACCCGUCUUCUAAUUAAUUGAGCUCAUCCUAUGUAAAGCAAAAAUCAUGAACUUGUUUUUCAGCUUCCCCCACAAAACAAUGGGAAUCUCGUAGACAAGCUUUGUCGGUUUUUGUGAAUAAAAGUAAUGUUUCUUCAUCGACUGAUCGUGAAUCGAUUUUCUGAAUUCCAUAUAUAUGUGGCUCAAAACAAAGUUCAACAGGCUCUCCUCCCAAGGAUCUAAAUAUAAUGCAAGCUCUUUUUCGUUUGUCAUUUGAAGCGUUCAACUCCUGUUCUUUGAUUUUUUUCUCUGCUCCUUUCUUUUUCUGGCUUCAGAAAUUUUAGAUUUUGAGCCAAUGUGGUAAGCACCCCGGUACUUAGCAAAUGCUUUGUCUAAAUCUUCAAUCAAGCGAUCAACAUCCUUCUCGAUACUAGAUGUUACAUAAUAACGUUUGUCAUUAUUGAAGCUGUGGUGGCAGCUCAGUCCAGUUUUGAGUUUACCAGUGUGGUGGGAUGGGGCGGGGGGGCGACGUUAUUUUUAACAUAACAGAGGGGGGGUUAGAACUAAUUUUUUUUGUUUUGGGGGGGGGGUACUGUCUAAGUUUUUGCUAGAUAACUCUAGUUUUUCAGCCCCCCGUCCUGAUAAUUAUUGCACAGUCCAUAAGUAAUUCCGUUCUAAUCCGCUUUGUUCACCUCUGAUGUUCACUUUAUUCAAAGCCGUCUUCCAGAAAAAAAGUAGAACAUCCAACAAACAUUAUCAGUAAAUAUUCUUGUAAAAUAACGAUGGCAUGCAAACGUAUUUCAACGAAAGUAAACGGACUUGAUGAGUUGUACUCAUAGGAUAUUAAAAUGUCAAUCUUCUUUGCUGAAUGAUCUGAAAAUAUUUAAAAACUAUCAUCAGCUUCAAUAGAUUAUAAGGAAUGUGAAAGAGAAAAAAAAAACGAAAGAACAAAUUCCUAACGUUUUUUUCGACCCUCUUCAGUUUCAUUAAUGUCGUCUUGGUACCCUUCAUCAGCAUUGCUGCUGUCGCCCGUAGCUUCUUCUUCAUCAUCGUUUAGAAAAACAUUUCUACAUUUCUAGGAUGUCAAUGAAACGGAAUUCUGAAGAUGAGCAAGGCUCUAAACCCAGAAAAAAAGCGCCGAAUUUUAAGCCGGAUAAAAUCACAAUUUUUUUCUCCAUGAGGUAAAAAGGAGAAAGAUGACUCUAUUCGGUACUUUAUCUCCUACACUGACAUUUAUAUUGAAAAUGCAAACAUGGUUGGAGGCUCACACAGCUAGUAUAGCCGCCGGGUUCCCACCAAGAACCAAGGAACAACUUAACAAGAAAUGGGAGGACUUGUCGUCAGCCACUAAAGCCAAAUACGCCAAACGAAAGAAGACUGGGGUGCAGGUGCAAUAGAGUGGACUGAUGGUGACGAGCUAGUCACCGAGAUACUCGGAAAAGAAAAUCCCUACCUCGUAUCUAUAGUUGGUGAAAUAGACUCUGGGGAUAAUAUCCAAGCCAGAGAACACACCCUUGAUGCUUCAAGUGGUGCCAUUGAGAAAUACAGCCUAUCGUCAACUUCAUCGUACCUUCCAGUAGGCCCAGAUAGGGUGGUUGAAUUAGACUGUGGCUAGAGAACUUCGGAGAAGGAGUAAGAAGAAAGCCGUUUAAGGGAAGAACAAACAAAAUAACCAAACUGUACCUGAUUCCGAGUCUGUUAGGGAAUAAGGACACAGAGAAAGGAACAUUAAGAACAUAUAUGAAGAGCAUUUAAAAGAAGAGCGUGAUUUCAAAAUGAGAACUCUAAAAAAGAAGGAACAGCGGCUUGAUCUUAAGUUGCAGUUGUUUAGACGAAAACUUAACAUUAACAAGUAGUUUAGAACCUGUGCUGAUAUUACAUUAAUAAAGUAUUUUUUAUUAUAUCGAAACUUCUCGGUCGAAUAAUUUUUUUUCGUUAAAUGAUGACACACUUUUUUCUGUCUAUAUAAAACGUUAUCUCAACCGGCUGAAUUUAUCAUCUAACAGAGGCUCAAGAGUGUUGGAAACGACCAGCUAAUUUCUUUGCACCCAUCGAUGGUUAACUUAAAAAAAUAGAGUGGGUCACUAAUAAAGUACUACAUCAAAGUUACCUGUGCCCUUAUGUGAGCCCGUAAGUAACUACGUAAAACAGAAACUUACGAGAGUGCUAAGUGCGUUCCAUGCAACACCCGUAAGUGUCCCCAUAACGGAUUCGUAAGUGACCUACUUAAGUGAGCACUUAAGUGCAGGUUUUAUGCAACCGGACCCUGCCCAGUAUUAUACAUUUUAACCAAUGUGCAUAUGUUAAAGGCAGGACUAUUUUUGAUGCGGUUAGAACAGUAGAAGACAUCUUAGAUUACACUGAGAGAUUUAAAAUAAACGGAAGAUUGAUAGAUAUAGAUUUCAAAAAGGCUUUUGAUUCUGUAAGCAGAAAAUUUCUUUUUCGUACCCUAUCUGCUGCUCGUUUUGGCCCUUCUUUUAUCCAUUGGAUUCACACUUUUUAUAACAAUAUUUCUAGCUGUGUUUCAAACAAUGGUUUUGCUACCGCACAUUUUGACAUUCAGCGUGGCGUUAGGCAGGGGGAUCCUCUUUCUCCGUACCUGUUUAUUGUCGUGUUAGAAACUUUGGCUUCAACGAUAAGGUCAGACGAAGAUAUUCGAGGUAUCAUGGUGGAUGGUCAGGAGAUCAAGUUAGGGCUAUUUGCUGAUGAUUUAACAGGGUUUUUGAAGAACGACAAAUCUCUAAUAAAGUUCCUCGAACUUGUGUUGCUGUUUGGUAAAUGCUCUGGUCUCGUUAUAAAAACCAUGAUAAGUCGGAAAUAUUGUUACUUGGAAACUCUUUCCCCGCGCCCCCCAACCUUAAUCAUACUCCUUUUAAAGACCUAAAGAUAAAGAUUUCCGUAAAGAUUUUAGGGGGUAUAUUUCACAUAUGAUCGCCGUCUCAGACGCAAACUUAAUUUCGAUGAAAUUACAAAAACCAUUAAGGAUAAGUUAAGAAUUUGGAAAUGGAGGGAUAUUACUAUCAUUGGUAGAAUUCAACUGGUCAAAACAUUUAUUAUCCCCACUUUCUUAUAUCGUGCUAGCUUAAUUUGUAUGGAUAAGGAAUUUGUAAAUGAAGUAAACAAAAUUAUAUUUGACUUUAUCUGGAAAGGUAAAGACAAAGUGAAACGUCGUGUGCUCGUUGGGGACAUUGAAGAUGGAGGAUUGAAAGCUCCCCACUUGGAUUCUAUUAAAACUCAAAGAAUAUUAUGCUGUAAAAAGCUCGCGAGUGAAGACCUUAGUAGCUGGAAAAUUAUUCUUCUUCAUUAUCUAAAACCAGUAGGUGGCAAAUUUAUCCUUGGCUGCAACUCCCUAACUCGACGCACUCCCUAA
This is a messenger RNA of Porites lobata, 8555 nucleotides long. The record is from the annotation of a GenBank genome assembly. NCBI's taxonomy places the organism in Eukaryota, Metazoa, Cnidaria, Anthozoa, Scleractinia, Poritidae.